This is a messenger RNA of Mesoplodon densirostris (Blainville's beaked whale), 1506 nucleotides long. RefSeq names its product potassium voltage-gated channel subfamily E regulatory subunit 3 (gene KCNE3). The transcript is spliced from 2 exons. Bases 97 to 396 code for a protein of 99 amino acids. The record is from RefSeq and is a predicted model, not a curated record. Gene Ontology annotation, biological process: potassium ion export across plasma membrane; ventricular cardiac muscle cell action potential; negative regulation of delayed rectifier potassium channel activity. Lineage: Eukaryota; Metazoa; Chordata; Mammalia; Artiodactyla; Ziphiidae. Gene Ontology annotation, molecular function: potassium channel regulator activity; voltage-gated potassium channel activity involved in ventricular cardiac muscle cell action potential repolarization; delayed rectifier potassium channel activity. Gene Ontology annotation, cellular component: membrane.
GAGAGAUUACAGGGCUGAUCAGAGAGGACGAGAAACAAGGAAGGCUUCUGAAGGAGAGCAUCCUCUGAUUCUUCCCCCACCUGAAGCCCUGUUGCUAUGGAGACCACCAAUGGGACUGAGACCUGGUAUGAGAGCCUGCACGCUGUGUUGAAGGCUCUAAAUGCCACUCUUCACAGCAACUUGCUCUGCCGGCCAGGGUCAGACAACCUGACUGAGGAGAGGCGGGCCAGCCUACCUGGCCGCAAUGACAACUCCUACAUGUACAUUCUCUUCGUCAUGUUCCUAUUUGCUGCCACUGUGGGCAGCCUCAUCCUGGGAUACACCCGCUCCCGCAAAGUGGAUAAGCGCAGUGACCCCUAUCACGUAUACAUCAAGAACCGUGUGUCUAUGCUCUAAUGCUAAGAGGCCGGGGAUGGCAGAAGAUCAAGAUUCCUGAGGAUUAUCUUGUGGGGCCUCCAGAACUCAGCUGUGUGUUACAUCAGGCCUCAGUGUUCUAAUCUGUAAGAUCAACAAGAAACAGUACUAAGGGAGGUCAUCAUUAGGGAAGGAGGAGAGGAUCUAGCAGACCUAGGCCUUGUGGAUAAGGAUUUUUUCCAGCAAAGACAGACUUUAUAGACAGUAGGAGCCCUUUGAACAAGUAUAUAAAAGUGGCAGGAAUUCCCUGGUGGUCCAGUGGUUAGGACUCCAUGCUCUCACUGCCAAGGGCCUAGGUUCAAUCCCUGGUCAGGGAACUGAAAUCCCACGAGCCGUUCAGUGUGGCCAAAAAAAAAAAAAAAAGUAUACACACACACACACACACACACACACACAUAUAUGUAUACAUAUAUAAAAGUGGCAACAUAUAAUGACAAAUGAGUGUUCUAGUGGCCGGAGUGUUGGGGGCUAGGGGCUAGAGGAAGGAAAAGAGGAAGUUGUAGCAGAGGGAAAUGAGACAGGAAAAUGCCCUGAGGAAGCAUUUUUUGAUGUGUUAUCUUCAAUGACCAUGAGAAGCAGCAAUGAUAAUCCCAUAUCACAGACAGGAAAUCUAAGUUAUGUUACUUAUUUAUAUUUUUUCACAUUUUAUGUUUUUCAGCCCAUUUAACAUUUGUGAUUUUACCCCCUGUGAGGGAAGCAGAGCAAGUGCCAUUCUGCCCAUUUGGGCCAAAGCAGUACCAUGACUGGAACCCAGGUUCUCUGGUCACCUUGCCUAGUGCUUUGCAAAACUGUGUGCUACCUAGGAGUGGAUCUAGGCCUGAAACUUAUAUAAUUCUGGGGGGCCCUCCUUAAGAAAAAGAAUUUUAAAAUAUCUUGUUUUUGCAAGUAUUACAAAAACGUAUCACCAUGUUAAUACAUUGUUAGGGCCCCCCUCCUAAGAUCUUAAGAAGGAGCCAUGCAAGUGCAGAGCCCUGACUGUUAAGCCUCACUAGCUCCAUGGUCCCUGUACCCUUCCACCCAUAUCCCAGUGCCUUUCCCAGCCCCAUCUCCAGCCCUGGGCACUUCACUACCUCUAAGGCAGCCUCUAACAUU